Messenger RNA from Vicia faba (fava bean), 396 nucleotides. Lineage: Eukaryota; Viridiplantae; Streptophyta; Magnoliopsida; Fabales; Fabaceae. The record is from the annotation of a GenBank genome assembly.
AUGCAUUUCACGAAUCUCGAUGAUACUCCAAUGUUCCGUCAUCAGCUUCAAUGCUUGGAGGAAAGUGCAGAAUCAUUGCGCCUCAGAAGCGUAAAGUUCUACAAAGGAUGUAGAAAGUAUACGGAAGGACUUGGAGAGGCAUAUGAUGGGGACAUCGCAUUUGUGAGCUCCCUUGAAAAUUUUGGAGGAGGACAUAAUGAUCCCCAUUUCGUUGCUUUGGGAGGACCUGUAAUGAACAAAUUUACCAUUGCUUUGAGGGAAAUCAGUACAUUCAAGGAACUUCUUCGGUCGCGGGUAGAACACAUGAUUGAUGACCGGUUACUACAAAUUGUCAAUGUUGACAUCAAUGAAGUUAAGAUACCCCAGAUCUGGAAUAUAUUUUUGCUUAUAAUUUGA